This is a messenger RNA of Cladophialophora psammophila CBS 110553, 420 nucleotides long. RefSeq lists its product as uncharacterized. The record is from RefSeq and is a predicted model, not a curated record. Gene Ontology annotation, cellular component: intracellular membrane-bounded organelle; membrane. Gene Ontology annotation, molecular function: heme binding. The coding region runs from base 37 to 420 and encodes 127 amino acids. The transcript is spliced from 3 exons. NCBI's taxonomy places the organism in Eukaryota, Fungi, Ascomycota, Eurotiomycetes, Chaetothyriales, Herpotrichiellaceae.
AUCCGGACAAUCAAGCUUCCUCACUGUCAACAAGAUAUGUUUUCUCGAGUGGGCAUGGCUAAGGAGGAGACCUUGCGAUCGGGCGAAGAGCUGGGCUCUGCCACUGGUGAAUAUCACGUUGUCCAAAAUGGAUUGCCAAACCAGGAUCUACCAGCAAUACCUGCGAAUGAGGUCAGGAGGAGGAAUGGGAAAUCCUGCCCAGACAUCUGGAUUGUCAUUGACGAUAUAGUCUAUGACUGUACAAUUUUCGUGAACGAACAUCCCGGCGGAGACACGGUCAUUCGGUCAUUUGCUGGCAAAGAUUGUUCGUGGCAAUUUCACAGGGUCCAUGGCUUCCAGAAGAACCGAAAAUGGCUUCCUGGCUUGAGAGUUGGGCAGACUAAAGGUGUCGAAAAUCCUUACCCCAAGCCAAAGAGUUGA